Ctenocephalides felis (cat flea) is the source of this 1530-nucleotide messenger RNA. RefSeq names its product tubulin beta chain-like. Bases 79 to 1422 code for a protein of 447 amino acids. The transcript has a single exon. Lineage: Eukaryota; Metazoa; Arthropoda; Insecta; Siphonaptera; Pulicidae. Gene Ontology annotation, cellular component: cytoplasm; microtubule. Gene Ontology annotation, biological process: microtubule cytoskeleton organization; mitotic cell cycle. Gene Ontology annotation, molecular function: structural constituent of cytoskeleton; GTP binding; GTPase activity. The record is from RefSeq and is a predicted model, not a curated record.
AAGUGACCCAAAACUAAGUCAAAUUCAUUUCCUGAAUUUAGUAAGAUUCAAAUUAAUUAGAAAUCAAGAUUUUGAAUAAUGCGUGAAAUAGUACAUAUACAGGCGGGACAAUGUGGAAACCAAAUUGGUGCUAAAUUCUGGGAGGUUAUUUCGGAUGAACACGGAAUUGAUCCAACGGGUACCUAUCAUGGAGACAGCGAUUUGCAGCUCGAACGUAUUAAUGUUUAUUAUAAUGAAGCAACCGGAGGAAAGUAUGUACCAAGGGCAAUUCUUGUUGACUUACAACCUGGCACUAUGGAUUCAGUGCGUUCUGGACCAUUCGGGCAAAUAUUUAGACCUGAUAACUUCGUGUUUGGGCAGUCUGGAGCGGGAAACAACUGGGCUAAAGGUCAUUACACAGAAGGAGCUGAAUUGGUAGAUUCCGUUUUAGACGUAGUCCGUAAAGAAGCUGAAGGAUGCGAUUGCCUCCAAGGUUUUCAACUUACUCAUUCCUUGGGCGGAGGAACUGGUUCAGGUAUGGGAACGUUACUUAUUUCUAAAAUUCGCGAAGAGUAUCCUGAUCGUAUCAUGAAUACCUUCAGCGUUGUGCCUAGCCCUAAAGUUUCCGACACUGUUGUCGAACCAUAUAACGCUACCCUAUCAGUUCAUCAGUUGGUGGAAAAUACUGAUGAAUCUUAUUGCAUUGAUAAUGAAGCUCUGUAUGAUAUUUGUUUUCGAACCUUAAAGCUCACAACACCGACCUACGGCGACUUGAACCAUCUGGUAUCAGCAACGAUGUCUGGUGUGACAACAUGUUUAAGGUUUCCAGGUCAAUUGAACGCUGAUUUGCGGAAGCUCGCUGUUAACAUGGUUCCAUUUCCUCGUUUGCAUUUCUUUAUGCCAGGUUUUGCUCCGCUCACUUCCAGGGGCAGUCAGCAAUAUAGGGCAUUGACUGUUCCUGAGCUGACUCAGCAAAUGUUCGACGCAAAGAAUAUGAUGGCGGCAUGCGAUCCACGCCAUGGCAGAUACCUCACUGUAGCCGCUAUAUUUCGCGGUAGAAUGUCAAUGAAGGAAGUUGAUGAACAAAUGCUCAACAUUCAAAAUAAAAAUAGCAGUUAUUUUGUGGAAUGGAUACCAAAUAACGUAAAGACAGCUGUUUGCGACAUCCCACCUAGGGGCCUGAAAAUGUCUUCUACUUUCAUAGGUAAUUCAACUGCCAUUCAAGAGCUAUUUAAGAGAGUAUCGGAGCAGUUUACGGCGAUGUUCCGCCGUAAAGCUUUCUUGCAUUGGUAUACUGGUGAAGGAAUGGACGAAAUGGAGUUUACGGAAGCGGAAAGCAAUAUGAACGAUUUGGUGUCUGAAUACCAGCAAUAUCAAGAGGCAACUGCCGAAGAAGAAGGAGAAUUUGGGGAAGAUGAAGAAGAAGGUGGCGACGCCGAGUAGCAUAUCAAAUGACUGUAUUCUAAAAUUUUAUUUUCUGUUUUAUUUCUUUGUUCUUUUUGUACGUAUAUCAAAUUAUUCAAAAGACAACGAUCAAUGGAACAAGUAAUA